Molecule: messenger RNA, 2637 nt
Organism: Chelonus insularis
Lineage: Eukaryota; Metazoa; Arthropoda; Insecta; Hymenoptera; Braconidae
Exons: 3
Coding region: 950-2455 (501 amino acids)
Cellular component (GO): cytoplasm
Molecular function (GO): glycosyltransferase activity
Source: RefSeq, a predicted model, not a curated record
UUUCGUCUCUCGCGCAAGCAGGAUUACAUCAAUUCUGACAUUCACAGUGGUUACCACGUGCUUUAUAUCAUUAAUAUCAAUACCCAAACCAAGUAUCAACUAUAGCUACACUUUUUAUUAUCAACCUUAUUUGGCGUUGUCAUCAACAAGUUUGGCGACUUGAUAAAUUUUUUUUUGAUCUAGUAAUUAAUUAUACUUUGGUGAAAAAUGUGAUGAAUGUUAAUAAUGAUUUUUAUUUGAUCAAUCAUUACAUCUGGGAAGAAAAGAAAAAUAAUUAUGAUAAUGAAUUUUAUUUCUGCCAAUUACAUGUGUGCUAAUGGAAAUGAAAAUUACUUGUGGUCUGUGCAAAAAACCCCAACUGUGUAUGUGUCGAAUCAUCAUAGCCAUAAAUGGUUCUGGUUGGCAAGCGAAUGCGUAUAUAAUCUAUAGGUCAGUGAAAUCGUGUAGGACGCAUGUGCUGUUUGGUAAUACGAGGUCGGUUUUACGUCAAAGACGCGUAACACCGAGAUAUAAAAAUAAUCAGCAAUGUGUUGGUGGUGAUUCUUAUUUGCAUAGAUAGACACUCCCUAAGUCUCAAUAAGGUCUUAGAGCGUGGGUCUUGAGUACUUGUUAUUGCUUUUAUGCUAAGAACCUCCUAUGCUAGGAAAGCCAUUUCUCAUCUUUCUGCUCUAGAGCACGGUCGCCUUGAGAAUAAUAACGAGCAGUCACAGUCAGUUUGAGAAUUAUGAAUUUAGUAGAUAAUAUUGAAUAAAAAUGUGUCCAUUAAGCAAGUAAGAAUUCUCUUGUAUGUUAUUAUUAUUACUUUAUUGUCAGUGUUUAUUACUUGAAGAGCGCAUGUACACAACUCGGACGUUUGCAAGACACUGCUGGAAGUGGGUAAGGAUUCGUGGUCAUUUUUAUGUGUUGGACAUUACACUGGAAGAAGCAUCAGGACUGAGACGAUAAUAGUAUGUUAGUUACUGGUAUGAGGAGAUUAUGCAGGGUAGGACUUGCAGCAGCCCUUGUAACCGCUCUUUGCGUACUCACUCUUGUUGAUAUGCCUCUUCAGCUUCCAGAACUGCCGACGGAUUUAGCUCCUACAACAGCAGGAAGUGAGCCUCCAGGUACUCGGAGUAUUGUGGCAUAUUCAUGGGCGCGAAGAUUGGCGCUGGAUUAUCGGCCGUCACGAGAAUGUUCAACGAACGAGACAGUAUCAAGUCCAUCGUUGACAAACACAUCGAACCAAGUGGAGAAAACGUGGCUGGAAACUAUUCCCGGCCGUUUAUUUCUCUACUCUAGCCACUUGGAUAUUAGAGUAGUUAGGUAUCCAAGCGUCCGAGUGAUUGGCGUUAAACGAGAGCCGGCAGUGUCUGGAGUUCUCUUCUGCACUAUUUGGCAAGAGGAUCACGAGGGAAUGCGUUCCUUCAGCAUGGAAGCUCUGGUAUCAGACAUCUGGUUGGAUGAGUGGGGUGGCACAUCAACAGGCUAUACGGGUAUCCUCAUCACUUGUCCACUGCCAGACUCAGGAACUCGUCCUUCUCGAGUAUUCGUCGGUCUCACUGCCUGCUAUCAGAAUACUAGUCAUAGUUUAAUUGUCAAACAAGUAGAAAAUGUGACACGUGAAAGCGAAUUUACAUUGUGUAUCAAGGGUUUGGACUUUGAUGAAGACAUUAGUGAGAGGCUUAUAGCUUUUUUUGAACUCUCUAGAAUUCUUGGUGCAAGUAUGUUUUAUGUUUAUGUUUUCAAUGUUCAUGAGAAUGUAACUAAGGUUCUUAGGCUGUAUGAAAAGUCAAAUGUUGUGAGAUGGUUUCGUUUCAAUCUUCCGGGAGAUUUACCCAAUGAAGUUAAAGCCAGAAGAAGACUCUUCAGCAAAAAUAUCUGGAUGAAAAGAAGAAUGGAACUAAUACCUUACAAUCACUGUUUCUAUGAUAAUCUCUAUAGCUCUGAAUUCAUUGUCCCAAUUGAUAUUGAUGAAAUGAUAAUCCCGAUAAAUAAAAGAACGUGGUCUGAAGUACUUCAGAGUGAACGAAAAAAAGCUGGUAAAUCCUUUAAUGACUAUGCUUCUUAUGCUGUAAGAAAUGUUUAUUUCUUUCCGGAAUUACAAAAACAAGUAAUAAACAAUAGAAAAGCAGAAACCAUUGGUAAUGACUCUGAGUUUCUCAAUUAUUUUCACACUCUGAGGACAUCAGUUGUUUCACCGGAAGGCGACUCAGUUAAGAGUUUUGUGUCCACAGAGCGUGCACUUACUAUUCACAAUCACUAUGCUUUGACAACUUUGAAUCCAUCUGCUAGACGGGCAUAUCAUCUAGAUCCGCAGGAAAUAUUAAAACAUCAUCACAGACAUUGUGACAGUGAUUUUCUUGAUUGCAAUCUUAUGAUGCGUGAUGUUACAAUUGAUGAAUCUGUACUCAAAUAUUUGAAUGAAUUUAAGGCCAGAGUCAAACUUACUUUAACUUACUUUGAUGCUAUGAUGUAAUUGUAUGUAAAUUUCUUGGUAUUAUUAAAGUAAAUGAAUUUUUUCUGUUAAAUGUGUUUAAUAAUUUUGUUGGAAUAAAUGGUGGAGAGUGUUAAUUGAUAUUUGCUGUGAUAAGAUCAAAUUUUAUGUGUAAAAUUAAAAAAUUAAACAAUAAAACGAAUGUUAGCGUUACGUAAAAAACC